This is a messenger RNA of Talaromyces amestolkiae, 1086 nucleotides long. RefSeq lists its product as uncharacterized. Gene Ontology annotation, molecular function: nucleotide binding; oxidoreductase activity. Gene Ontology annotation, biological process: NADPH regeneration. Bases 1 to 1086 code for a protein of 361 amino acids. The transcript has 2 exons. Gene Ontology annotation, cellular component: cytoplasm. Lineage: Eukaryota; Fungi; Ascomycota; Eurotiomycetes; Eurotiales; Trichocomaceae. The record is from RefSeq and is a predicted model, not a curated record.
AUGACAACAAACAACCAAAAACUCAACAUCGGCGUCGUAGGCCUAGGCCGGAUGGGUCAACGACAUGCCCUAAACGUGCUGCACCGCAUAUCCAAAGCCUGCCUAUACAGCGUCUGCUCUCCAACACCGCACGAACUCGAAUGGGCUAGAAACAAACUCGAGCCUGAAGGCGUCAAUAUAUUCUCUGACUUCUACGAAAUGAUUGACGCCCCGGGCCUUGCGGCGGUGAUCGUUGCAUCGUCGACGGAGCUGCAUAUUGAGCAUACCCUUGCAGCUGUGAAGCGUGGUAUUUGUGUUUUAUGUGAGAAGCCGUUGACUAAAGAUCUGGCCGAAUUGAGUCAGCUACUCCAUGACCUCGGCGAAGACGGCCGCUCCAAAGUAAUGGUCGGCUUCGUCCGCCGCUUCGACGAACAAUAUCGCACAGCUCUACGCAGCAUCCAAAACGGUUCAAUCGGUACACCAUUGAUCAUUCGUUCCCAAGGCGCCGAAAGACUCGACAAGACCGGUUUCUUCAUCGAGUAUGCGCGACACAGUGGCGGCAUAUUCAUUGAUACAGUCGUCCACGAUAUCGAUCUCACACUCUCCUUCCUCGGGGAGGAGAACUGCAAACCCAAAGCGCUCUGGGCAACGGGUUUGAUUGCGCACCAUCAAGAAUUGAAAGAAUUCAACGACGUGGAUAAUGCGGUCGGCGUAGUUGAGUUUUGGGGCGGCAGAAUUGCGUACUAUUAUCAUUCCCGAACUACGUUUCAUGGCUACGACAAUUGCACGGAGAUUAUCGGUAGCGAGGGCAAAAUCUCUAUCAAUCUUGUGCCUCAUGCGAAUAGAGUGCAAGUCUCGAAUAUAGCGGGGAUUCAGCAGGAUGCGACACCGGGUUGGAUUGAGCGGUAUCAAGAUGCGUUUGUGACUGAGCUAGAGGUGUUUGUGGAUGCUAUUUUGCUGGGGCGAGAAUUGCCGUUGAAGUUGUCGUCGGCGUUGCAGGGGAUGAAGUUGGCGAUUGCGUUGCAGGAGAGUUUGGUGACGGGAGAGAAGAUUGAGUUUGAUGAGAAUGGGGAGAGGAAGGGGUUGGGGUUGAAGGCUUUGUUGUAG